CAUCAUCAAGAGUUUACAACAUGACAUUGGCCAUGAAAUCGCAACCUUCUUCGGUGAACUCUUUCGCUGAUGGCGUUGCGAGCCUAUCGCCAUGAGUGGCGCCUCCCAUUCCGCUUGGCGAGGCGGCAGCUGGGCGACAGUGUGCAUGGGCCGCCCUUGAACGACCUGGCCGGGAAUUGGAGAAAGGCAAAGGAAUUCUUCACCAAGCCGGCUCUCUCCUAUGGCGAGUUUAAGCAGCAGUGCGUGUCUCUGCGGCUCUUUGCCUUUGGAGGCGUUUGCGGGGCUUGUGCCCUUUCUCUGGUGAUUUUCCCUCCGAAGUCGUCCUACUGGGUCACAUGGGGCCCAUCAUACUGGUUUUCUCAUGUGCAACGCUGCUUUGGAAGCGCUCCGCCGUUGUUCCUCAGCAAGAAGCUGGAGACGACGGUGUCCGCACCAAAGGUGGCUUCUGCACCAAAGGUGGAGCAACUCAGGUCAGAGUCCUCGGCCGCCCCAGCUGUGAGCCCCAAGGCCGCAGCUGUCCCUGCCAAACCACGGGUGCUCUUCGUGUUGGGAGGACCAGGUGCUGGCAAAGGCACUCAGUGUGCGAAGAUCUGUGAGCACUUCCCUCAGUGGCAGCACAUCUCGGCGGGCGAUUGCCUGCGUGCCGAGCGGCAGGAUCCCAACUCCAAGGAUGGUGAGUUGAUCAACACCUGCCUCAAGGAGGGGAAGAUUGUCCCGGUGCAGAUUACCGUUCGCUUGCUCCAAAAGGCAAUGGUGGCUGGGCAGAAGGAAGGCAAGACCGACUUUCUGAUAGAUGGCUUCCCAAGGAAUCUGGACAAUGUGAAUGGCUGGGAAGAGGUCAUUGGCGACAGCGCAAAUGUCAUGGGAGUGCUUUUCUUCGAAGCGGCGCAAUCGGAGAUGGAGAAGCGUCUGCUGGGGCGUUCUGAGACCAGCGGCCGCGUUGACGAUAACUUGGAAAGCAUCCGGAAGCGCUUUGCGACCUAUGAGAAGGAGACCAGGCCAAUUGUCGAGAAGUACAGAGAUAAGGAGAUGGUUUUCUCUGUGGAUGCCAUGCAGUCGAUCGAGAGCGUCUGGUCCCAUACGCUUGCAAAGCUUCGACAGGUGGAGAGCAUCGCCAAGUUUGGCCAGUGAGUCGAAGUAUGAGAGCGAAAAGGGCAAGAGAAUGCGAGAUUCCUGUGUGUCUUUCUUUAUGAGUAGACUGUUCAGGUGACACUUGUUGUUGUUGUUGUUGUUGCUGCUGCUG
This is a messenger RNA of Durusdinium trenchii, 1243 nucleotides long. The record is from the annotation of a GenBank genome assembly. NCBI's taxonomy places the organism in Eukaryota, Dinophyceae, Suessiales, Symbiodiniaceae.